Molecule: messenger RNA, 368 nt
Organism: Strongylus vulgaris
Lineage: Eukaryota; Metazoa; Nematoda; Chromadorea; Rhabditida; Strongylidae
Source: the annotation of a GenBank genome assembly
UUGGAUAUUUUAAUAGUAAAGAAAUUUAGGGCUUGGACGGAUAUACGCUCUUUAGAUGAAUGGGAAAAGGAUGUUGACACAAUUAUCGAAUUGUUCACAGAUGCGGAAAAACCAGUAAAUUUUGUAGCAUGGUAUGUCGCUGAACCUGAUCAUACUUUGCAUCAUAACGGCUAUUACAAUGGGGAAUAUGAGAAAACACUUUCUCGACUUGACAACCUUUUCGGAUACUUUCUGAGCAGAUUGGAUGAUUCUGGUUUUGCCGAUGAAAUAAACGUGAUUCUCACUGCAGAUCAUGGGCAUAUUCAGCACUCAAUUAUUGAUUUGUGGUGGAGUGCAAAACAAGAGCAUUUGUGUGAUGUGGAUUAGUC